This is a messenger RNA of Eremothecium sinecaudum, 1140 nucleotides long. RefSeq names its product peroxin PEX13 (gene PEX13). Gene Ontology annotation, molecular function: protein binding. Gene Ontology annotation, cellular component: peroxisome; peroxisomal membrane; peroxisomal importomer complex. Gene Ontology annotation, biological process: protein import into peroxisome matrix, docking. The record is from RefSeq and is a predicted model, not a curated record. Lineage: Eukaryota; Fungi; Ascomycota; Saccharomycetes; Saccharomycetales; Saccharomycetaceae. Bases 1 to 1140 code for a protein of 379 amino acids. The transcript has a single exon.
AUGUCAGUUAGUCAAGUAAGACCAAAACCUUGGGAAACUGCUAACGCUGGGUCACUAAGUGAUAUCGGUGCUACUAUGGAUAACUUUUCUAUUCCAGCUCCUCAGUCAGACAACUCAGGCAAUGUUUCGGUCGGUGGAGAUGCUCCUAGUCUUCCAGCAAAGCCAAGUAAUAUCAAAGGUGACUUAGAUUACAGAGAGCCUACCCAACCAUACCAUAUGAAUGCUGCUCCUUAUGGAGGGAGUAUGUUUCAGUCUGGAGGUAUGUAUGGUGGUUCUAUGUAUGGAGGUGGAUAUGGUUCUUUGUAUAACGGAGCGUAUGGCUCAAUGUAUGGAGGUGGAGCUGGAGGAAUGUACGGCGGUGGAUACGGCCUAGGUGGGUAUGGAAACAAUGCGAAUGGUAGUAGUAUUACAGAAUCCACUCAGACAACCUUUCACCUGAUUGAGAAUAUGAUUGCUGCUGUUACCAGUUUUGCUCAGAUGCUAGAGGCGACUUAUGUUGCAACGCACAAUUCAUUUGUAACUAUGGUAUCAGUAGCGGAACAGUUCCACAAUGUGAGGGAGAUGCUGGGAUCACUCUUUGGGAUCUUUGCAAUUAUUAAAUUCCUCAAGAAGAUACUCUAUAAAAUUACGGGUGGUAAGAUGGGUAUACCCUCCAACUCACAGAUAACCCAGAACGGCCGGAACACUGGGAAUAAGAUGCUUGAUGAGUUUAAUGAAUUUAGAGUGGGUAGGGACUCUUUUGCUGUUACUGAAAAGCGCGCGAAGCCAAUAUCUUGGAAACCACUGAUUGUGUUCAUGGCCGCAGUGUUUGGAUUUCCGUGGUUAUUGAAUAAGUUUAUCUUCAAGCUGCAAGAAAUGCAGCGAGCAGGAAGAAUUGGAGGCAGGAACAACCAAGAGUUGGAGCAGCUGGAUUUUAGCAAGCUACAGUUUGCCAGGGCACUGUACGACUUUGUGCCCGAAAAUCCGAAUGUUGAAUGUGCUCUAAAGAAGGGUGAUUUGAUGGCUAUUAUAAGCAAAUUGGACACUGCCGGUAACGACUCACAAUGGUGGAAAGUCAGGACGAAGAAAGGGGAUCUAGGAUACGUUCCAAGUAACUACCUAGAACUCAUAAUGAGAACGAAAGAGACUGCAACGAAUUGA